Molecule: messenger RNA, 2026 nt
Organism: Dreissena polymorpha
Lineage: Eukaryota; Metazoa; Mollusca; Bivalvia; Myida; Dreissenidae
Product: piggyBac transposable element-derived protein 4-like
Exons: 2
Coding region: 159-1796 (545 amino acids)
Source: RefSeq, a predicted model, not a curated record
AAAUAAAGUUCUUUGUUUGCUGUCAGUUAUCAACCAAUGAAAAUUCUUGUUACAAAUGCUUUCUGAAACAGAAAGUAGAUUUUUUCCCAACUUCUUCCGGUCAUAACUUUGACAAAAUACGACGAGAACAGACACCUUUACAGAGCUUUUUUUCAAUCAUGGAUUCCGAUUCUUCGGACAAUGAGAGUAAUUUCAGUGGAUUUGAAUCAGAUGAUUUACCAUUAGCAGAUUUAAUUGACUCGGAUGAUGAAUUUGAUGAUAGUGACAAGGAAAAUGAGUCUGUUGUAGAAGACGAAAAUUGGACUGUAAAUGAUCGUUCUGAUCGUUCGAAAAAGGCAUUCUGUGGACCUGAGCCUGGCCCAAGAUUCGAUCUUGACCCUGACCAGACUGAAUGGAACUUUGUUGAAAUGUUCUUUCCAAUGAUGUUAGUUGAACUUCUUGUUGAACAAACCAACUUGUUUGCAAGACAAAAAAUGGAAAUAAAACAUGACAAGUCAUGGCGACCUGUCAGUGUGAAAGAGAUGAUGGCAUGGCUUGGCAUCAGGAUCUAUAUGAGCAUUGUGCAACUACCUCAGAUGGCUAUGUACUGGUCAACGGACAUCUUGUAUGGGAACUUUAGCGUCCGGCGAAUCAUGACAAGGGAUCGGUUCAUGAAAGUCUUGCAGUACCUCCACUGCAAUGACAAGACCAAAAUGAAGCCCAAGGGACAUCCUGAGCACGACAAACUGUUCUUGAUUCGGCCAUUUCUUGAUGUGGUGAAAAAAAUGUGUUUGACCCUGUACAAUCCUCACAGAAAUGUUUCGAUUGACGAGGCGAUGGUCAAGUUUCGCGGUCGUCUUGGAUUUCGACAGUUCAUGCCACUCAAACCAGCCAGGUACGGUGUGAAAGUGUGGGUACGUGCGGACCCAGUGAAUGGAUAUGUCAAUGAUUUCCAAGUUUACACUGGGAAGGAUGCUAACACGGCUGAAGUUGGGCUAGCAACAAGAGUUGUGUUGGACUUGAGCCAUGAACUUCGGGGGAAAUGGUACAUUGUGAAUGUGGACAAUUUUUUUACGAGUCCCAAGUUGUUUGAUGAACUUUUGAAACAAGAAACAUAUGCGCGUGGAACUGUUCGAUCUAAUAGAAAGGGCUAUCCUGUGAAACAGCUUGGAAAAAAAACUGUCAAAACGCAGGGGGACUUUGUUUUUGCUACAAAAGGUGAACAACUUGCCAGUGUAUGGAUGGACAAAAAGGCAAUUUACACGUUGUCUACAGCAGAAAACCCCAAAGACAUUGACGCAACAGUUCUGCGUAAAACACGAAGUGGUGAAGUUCAUGAAGUACAGGCCCCACGUACCAUCCCCGAGUAUAAUCAGAAUAUGAACGGGGUCGAUCAUGCGGACCAGAUGAGGACUGAGUAUCCCACAUUUCGCACAUCAAGAAAGUGGUGGACGUACAUGUUCUUUUUUCUGCUGGAUACAGCUAUCACCAACGGGUACGUCGUGAUGAGGGAAUCCCCUUUUCACCAGCAGAAGAGUAGAAACGGAAAACACAAAGACCGCACAGUUCUGGACUUCAGAAUGAACUUGUCAAGGCAAUUGAUAGGAGACUAUUGCGACAAUGGGAGUGCUGUUGCAAAAUUGGCCACGGUAAAAGCAGGACAUUUCCCUGGACAGGCCGAAAAAAGAGGACGCUGCCGUCAGUGUGCAAAAGAAAAGAGACGGCGUGAGUGUCACGUCAUUUGCCUUGAAUGUCAAGUGCAUAUCUGUGUUCCUUGCUUCAAGGACUGGCAUGUGGAUUUGGCCAACUCGAUGUAAAAAAAUAUGAUAGGACUAGAUGUUGUUCUUUGUGAACAAAAGAUGGAUUAUCAUUUCAAGUGAUCAGUAUUGAAUUUUGGAAAAUUAUUUAUUUUAGAAUAGUUAUUUUUAUAAAAUUUAAUUUAUAAAGAUCUCAUAAACUUGAACAAACUUAUCUGUGACAUUAAUUAAUGUUCUUGAUAAUCUAUUUUUGUAUAGAUGCAUUUUCUUGUAUGUACUGUUAUUUUCUG